This is a messenger RNA of Eimeria mitis, 2232 nucleotides long. RefSeq lists its product as uncharacterized. The transcript is spliced from 7 exons. The record is from RefSeq and is a predicted model, not a curated record. The coding region runs from base 1 to 2232 and encodes 743 amino acids. NCBI's taxonomy places the organism in Eukaryota, Apicomplexa, Conoidasida, Eucoccidiorida, Eimeriidae.
AUGCCUGUAGGCGCUGACGAAGGCCUACGGGGGGCCUCUGCAGAUACAUCAGCAGCAGCAACUCUCCAGCACUCCCAUCUGAACCCAAGCGAAGAGAACCACCCCCAGCCGCAGCCGCCUGCAGUAAAGGUCGCGCAGAAUCCGUGUAGCGAUGGGGGGCCCCUGACAGUGGGAUAUGAGGGGGCCCCCGUAACCCAGGCAGAUCCGGCUGCGGCUGCAGCGGGGGAGAGUUCUGCUGUUGCUGCGCGGUGCGUGUCAGCGGAGGAUGAUCUGGGUACUGACCCCCUGACAGUGGGAUAUGAGGGGGCCCCCGUAACCCUGGCAGAUCCGGCUGCAGCUGCAGCGGGGGAGAGUUCUGCUGUUGCUGCGCGGUGCGUGUCAGCGGAGGAUGAUCUGGGUACUGAGGCAACGCCUUCUCGGGCUCUUCAGGGGCCCUUUAUGAAUUCUUCUUCUUCUCAGUCAUCUAGCAGCAGUCCUGGGGUUGCUGGGGUCUCUGUACAGCGCAGCCGCUCGGCGCUGCUGAGCCCGACAGCACAGCAGGCAACCGUCAGCUACCUCGAUGCCUUCAGCAGCAGUCCUGGGGUUGCUGGGGCCUCUGUGCAGCGCAGCCGCUCGGCGCUGCUGAGCCCGACAGCACAGCAGGCAACCGUCAGCUACCUCGAUGCCUUUCAUCAGAAACAGCGCAGCCAAAACAGCUGCGACCUGCGACGAAGGCACGAGGCCCUUGACACUCUCAAACAGUGGCGGGGGGCCCCCAAGCCAGGCGGAUGGCGGGUUGCUGGGGAGAGUACGACGGGGGUGGUCGGGGGAGAUGGUGCAGCUUCACGAGGGUUUCCUGGGGGCCCCCCUGGGGGCCCCCCAGGGGGCCCCCCUGAUGGGCGCGUGAGGAGAGGAUCUGCUGCAUCACGCUCGCGGCAGCAGCUGGUGGGGGAGAUGGCGGCUCUGUUCAGCCGUCUGUGUAUGGGGGAGGAGCAGCGGCUGCUUGUGGUGUAUCGACAGAAGCUAUCGCGGCUGGAGAAACAGCAGCUGCAGCUGAGCUCACUUUCAGCUCGAUUGAUUCGUUCAGCUUCUGCAACAAAGGCGAGAGGAACUCUUAUCAAGGAGAGAUCCUUUCAGCUGCAGCGGCAGCUGCAGCAGCAAGAGCCAGCAGCAAAAACACCAAGCAAACGCAUCCCAGCUUCCUUGCUGCUCCCGCUGCCCACAUUCAGCCCUGCAUGCAACACGCAGACACCGCAGCAGCAGCAGCAACAGCAGCAGCAGCAGCAGCAGCAGCAGCCUUCAGAUCCCUGGCGCCGUCUGCUGCGGCGGGCACGGCCUGCGCAGCAACAGCAGCAGCAGCAGCAGCAGCAGCCUUCAGAUCCCUGGCGCCGUCUGCUGCGGCGGGCACGGCCUGCACAGCAGCAGAAGCAGCAGCAGCAGCAGCAGCAGCCUUCAGAUCCCUGGCGCCGUCUGCUGCGGCGGGCACGGCCUGCGCGUCGCCGAGCUUCGCUGCCUUCAACGGUUGGCCUCGUGGGGGCCUCCAGUGGGUUUUCAGCAGCAGCAGCAGCAGCUGCUGCUGCUGCUGCUGCAGCAGCAGCAGCAGCAGCAGCAGCGGGCGGCGACAGUGUGGCUGCGUCCUCCUCGAGCUGUACAACAACAGGACAAAGUGUUGGCCUCGUGGGGGCCUCCAGUGGGUUUUCAGCAGCAGCGGGCGGCGGCAGUGUGGCUGCGUCCUCCUCGAGCUGUACAGCAACAGGACAAAGACGGGGGUCAGCAGCGGAGCCAGCAGCAGCAGCUGAAGCAGCAGCGGAGCCAACAGCAGCAGCAACAGCAGCAGUAGCAGCAGCAGUAUCUGCUGCUUUUGAGCUCUCAGAAGCAGUUGAGCGCUUCAGCAGCAGCAGAAGGAGAAGAAGCUUACCGUGCAGGAUGCUGGACCCUUUCUUCUCUCGUCAGCGGGGGAGACGGCAACGCCGCACAGCAGAGGAGCUGCUGCAGCAGGCCGAGGCAGCUUGUGCUGCUGCUGCUGCUGCAGGUGCUGCAGCACCAACUCUUUGUUAUGGUUCCCUGCUGCAGGACCUUCAGUGCCUCUCCCGCAGCCUCGCGGUGGAAAUGCUGCAGACGCAGCAGCGCAUGCAGCUGACGGAUAUGCUGCAGCAGCGGCCAGCAGCAGCAGCAAGACGCGGAUGGGAUGCAUCAGCAGCACGCUUAUGUCAGCUGCCCCUAAGCCAACGCAGCUGCUGCAGCUGCAGCUGA